Balearica regulorum gibbericeps (East African grey crowned-crane) is the source of this 1812-nucleotide messenger RNA. The record is from RefSeq and is a predicted model, not a curated record. NCBI's taxonomy places the organism in Eukaryota, Metazoa, Chordata, Aves, Gruiformes, Gruidae.
AUGUGGUCAAGGAUUUUUCUGAGUAUUCUGUCCUUGAACUGGAUUGCUACAGUGUCUUCUGAACCUCAGUAUGUGCUGCUGGUCCCCACAGUAGUGCGGAGCGACUCCCCACAGACUGCUUGUGUGCAGAUCCACAGCCUCAGUGAGCCUCUGUCCCUGAGCAUUGUCCUGGAAUAUGGCAGUAUCCAGAAGACUAUAUUUGAGGAACCCGUGACAAAGAAUGAUUUCUUCAAGUGCUGCGAGUUCAAGGUUCCUCCUGCUACUUCUGACCCCCUGGCAUUCGUUUCAUUCUCUGCCAAAGGCACCACAGUCAACUUAGCUGAGAGAAGAUCAGUGGCGAUUCAGAAUGUGGAUAAUACUGUCUUCAUCCAGACGGACAAACCCAUCUACAAACCAGGGCAAAAAGUGAUGUUUCGUAUAGUCACUUUGGACAGCCAGUUCAGACCUGUUCAGGAGACAUAUCCCCAAAUCAUCAUUGAGGAUCCAGAGCAAAACAAGAUCUACCAAUGGCUGGAGGUUACAUCUAAGCAUGGAAUUGUCCAGCUCUCCUUUCCACUAAUCCCAGAGCCUAUUCUGGGAACCUACCACAUCACUGUGGAGAAGUCGUCAGGUGAAAAACAGUACCAAUUCUUCACUGUGGAGGAAUAUGUGCUGCCGAAAUUUGAAGUGACAACCAGUGUGCCAAAGACGAUCUCUUUCUUCGAUGAAGAUGUCAGGGUGAAUGUUUGUGCUUCGUACACUUAUGGCCAACCGGUGCAAGGGAAUGCCCAAAUCAAUGUGUGUCAGCAGCACUUUUAUAGUCCACGAUGUGAGCAAAAGCAGAAAGAAAACUGCAAAGCUGUCACUGGACCGCUGGGGAAGGAUGGCUGCCUCAACACUGUCAUCUCCAUCAAAACAUUCCAGCUGUACCGCAGCUAUGCCAGGAUGUAUACCAGCCUCAAUGUAGAAAGCAUUGUCACUGAAAAUGGGACAGGUAUCCAGAUGAAAGACUAUGACUACAUUGCAGUCAACCAAGAAAAUGACAGAAUUAUGUUCAAGAAUAUGGAUCUCUACUACAAGAGGGGAAUUCCUUACUGUGGUGAGAUCACUGUGACGAAUGUGGAUGGUGAGCCCGUUGCCAAUAGGACUGUCCUGCUGGAGCUCAACGAAAAAUACCUGGCCAACUAUACCACUGACAAGAAUGGCACUGCUGCUUUUUCCAUUGACACAUCCAACUUCUUUGAUCCCAAUUUUAAGUUGAGAGCCAGACAGGCACCAGAUGACUGUGCAGACUUCUUCAUGUGGAGGAAUGAUAAUGAGCCCCAAGCCUUAUUCUUUGUCCGACGUUUCUACUCACGGACCAACAGCUUUGUGAAAAUCCAGCCAGUGACGGAGAAGCUCAGCUGUGGCCAGCAGCAAAUGAUCAAUGUUCACUAUGUCCUGAACAGAGAUGGCAGCCACACGAACUUUUACUUCAUGGUGAUGGCAAAAGGAAAAAUUAUUCUCAGUGGCCAGAAGCAAGUCAGCAUCUCUGGUGCUCCAAGAGGUACAUUCUCCAUCACACUGACUGUCACUGAGAAACUUGCCCCCAGCAACAGGCUGUUGCUCUACACAGUGCAUCCUCAUGGGGAGAUAGUGGCUGACAGCUCUUGGAUACACAGCGAUGUAUGCUUCAAAAACAAGCUCCAGCUCGAGUUCUCUGAGAAGCAGGGUCUCCCAGGCUCUAAAGUCAGUCUCCACCUUGAAGCUGCUGCCAACUCCUACUGUGCCCUGCGAGCUGUAGAUCAGAGCGUCCUUCUUCUUCAGCCUGAGCGAGAGUUAACUGCUGAGAGU